AUGGUUUCCUAUUGUUCCACAUCAAAUAAUCGAUCAUUAACAAAAUGUUUAAUUGAAAGUUCGAAUAAUUCAUCACAAUAUUUUCAUCGUUUUGUUAAUAUAUCUGAAUGGAGUGAUGGUCUUGAUCUUUGGUCUUUAUCAGAAACUAUUAGAAAAAAUCCUAUUUCUCAACAUUCUCUAGACUUUCAUCAUGAUAUUGGUCUUUAUUUACCUCGAUAUGAAAGAGAUAAUAUUCCAGAAAUAUCACUUGAAAAUGAAUUGAUUUAUUCAAAAAGAAUAAUAAAUAAUUAUCUUCCAGAACGUCUUCGAAAAUUAUUUAAAAAAGAAAAAAAUCUUUUAAUAGAAGAUCAUUCAAAUAAUUCUUCAUCAGAUGAACAAUUAUCAUCUAUAGAAGAUAAUGAAUUUUCAACAUCUAUUCAACAAUUAAAAUCAAUUGAAAUACCAUCAAAUAAAGUUCGUUUAUCACUUCGUCCAGUUCAAUGUCAAAAUUAUUUACAAGAAAAACAAUCAAAACAAAUUCAACAACAAAAUUAUCCAUCAUUUAAUCGAGAAAAAUUAAAAUCAUUAUUAAAAGAACAAUUAACAAGUUUAUUUACUCGAGAAACAACAAAUAUUAAUCAUAAACGAACUCUUAUAAGAAUACCUUUAGUAGAAAUAAAACAUCGAAAUUUACCGCCUAAAACAACUCCAAUAAUAGAUCCGACAUUAAUUAUGGAACGAUAUAAUAAACUACAACAAUUAUUAAUAUCACGAACACCUAGUCAAGCAACAAUAAAUAAUAAAUUGAUGAAUAAUCAUCAACCUCCAUUAGGUUAUGAUGAAAUGUCAACAUUUGGUUUAAAUGUAACACCAAUUGGGUUUUCUUGUUCGAAAAGUUUUGAAAGUUCUUUUUUGGAAACAAAAUUUGAACAAGAAAAUUCUUCAUUAAAAACUCGUCGAUCAACUCAACAAGCUUCUUUUCGUUGUUCGAUUGAUAAAAAUGAAGAUGAACAACGAAUUAUAUCAAAAGGUAAUAUCGAAAGUGGAUUUAUUGCAUCAUCUGGUAAUUUUGUUCUUUCAAAUAAAAAUUCCAAUGAUGAACAAACACAAACAAUACGAAAAUUCUAUCGUCAUCAUCGUUCAUCAUCAAGAAAUCGAUUUCAAAGAUCAAAAACUUUCGAUUUAUUACCAGCAUUGGUUUCUGGCAAACGUCUUCAUAUUCCAAUUCCAAAUCAACGAAAUUCAUAA
This is a messenger RNA of Rotaria sordida, 1227 nucleotides long. The record is from the annotation of a GenBank genome assembly. Lineage: Eukaryota; Metazoa; Rotifera; Eurotatoria; Philodinida; Philodinidae.